AUGGCGAAUCUACCGGCCCACGCUUCUCCCAAACUCACCCCGCAGUCAACCCCCCUUCCAAGUCAACUAGACGGCCUACAUGACAAUGCGACUCAAGAGAGUGGCACUGCGACUGGUCAGCAGACACCAGCGCUACCAGAUUCAUUGCUGUCGCCUGCAUUCACCCCACCUGCGACCCCCGGCGGUACAUUAAAUCUCGACCUAAACCCGACUCAAAUACUCCACUAUAACCAAGGGGCCAAUCUCCAGAAGUCAACUGAACAUACGAAAGCUCCUAAGCUUCUUCAACAAUUGCCCCAGAUUGAAUGUGUCGUCCGGGCGCGUAUCCCGACCACGAAUGGCGCGGAAAUGUUCCUGCACCUCUACCUAAAUGAUUUGGAUAAUAAAGAGCAUUUGGCCAUUGUGUUUGGAAACAAUAUUCGUAGCCGCAGCCUUGACCGUGUACGGCCAGGCGAGACUGAGAUGGAUCGCAUGAUUCGAGGCGCAUAUGUGGGGAAGCUACACCCUGGCAGAACUAGCAGCUGGUUCGAUGAUGAGAAGACAGACGCACAGUCAUCAGCGAAUCGCCAUGUCGAGCCCCCACUGGUUCGCAUCCACUCUGAAUGUUACACUGGAGAAACGGCUUGGUCGGCUCGGUGUGAUUGCGGUGAGCAAUUGGAUGAGGCUGCACGAUUGAUGUCUUUCCCUGUGGAGGACCUCGCAUCUGAUGCACCUGCAGAAGCACAGUCUCUGAAAUCACAUUCGACAGGAGGUGUUAUUAUCUAUUUACGACAAGAAGGUCGAGGAAUUGGACUCGGAGAGAAGUUAAAGGCAUAUAACCUGCAAGAUCUUGGAUCCGAUACUGUGGAAGCAAACCUUCUCCUCCGACACCCGGCCGAUGCUCGCAGCUAUGGAUUGGCAACAGCCAUGUUGCAAGAUCUGGGCUGUGGUGCAGAUGAAAACCCAGAUGGUGUUCGCUUGCUCACCAACAAUCCGGAUAAAGUACGGGCCAUCGAGGGACCCAACCGCGAAGUCCUGGUUAAGGAAAGAGUUCCUAUGAUCCCAUUGGCAUGGCGUACCGGUGGAGAACGAGGGAUUAAGAGUUCAGAGAUUGAAGGCUACUUGAGGACCAAGGUUUGUCUGCCUAAUACCGUUGUGCUUAUUUUCUUGGCCACUAACGAUUGUCGUUUACAAUAG
Penicillium malachiteum is the source of this 1176-nucleotide messenger RNA. RefSeq names its product GTP cyclohydrolase II. The record is from RefSeq and is a predicted model, not a curated record. The coding region runs from base 1 to 1176 and encodes 391 amino acids. Gene Ontology annotation, molecular function: GTP cyclohydrolase II activity. Lineage: Eukaryota; Fungi; Ascomycota; Eurotiomycetes; Eurotiales; Aspergillaceae. Gene Ontology annotation, biological process: riboflavin biosynthetic process. The transcript has a single exon.